Camelina sativa (false flax) is the source of this 994-nucleotide messenger RNA. Lineage: Eukaryota; Viridiplantae; Streptophyta; Magnoliopsida; Brassicales; Brassicaceae. The record is from RefSeq and is a predicted model, not a curated record.
CGAUCCCUAAUUGUUACUAACUGUUUGUUACCUACCAUCUAGACGGACCCCUAAUGUAUAUACCGAUUAGAUGCGCACUUGACCUUCUUCCUCCGACUCCGAUUAAAUGGACAAGCUCUCGAAUGCUUUCUCUCUUCUCGCUUUCGCCGACGAAGAUGCUCCCGUAGCUUCUUCUUCUUCUUCCUCUGUGAAACAAGAAGAGAAAGCAAAAAAUGGGUCAACUGAGGUUGGAGAUUACAAGCAGCCACUUGUUUGGAUUGACUUGGAGAUGACUGGUCUAAAUGUUGAAGUUGACAGGAUAUUAGAGAUUGCAUGUAUAGUUACUGAUGGAAAUUUAAGCAAAUCAGUGGAGGGUCCAGAUUUAGUUGUACAUCAAACAAAAGAAUGUAUGGAUAAAAUGGGUGACUGGUGUCAAACUCAUCAUGGCGCUAGUGGGUUAACGAAGAAAGUGCUCCUUAGUACGAUAAGUGAAAGGCAAGCUGAGAAAGAGGUCAUUGAAUUCAUAAAGAAGCACGUUCGUUCUGGAAAUCCACUUUUAGCAGGAAAUUCUGUCUAUGUUGAUUUCCUUUUCUUAAAGAAGUACAUGCCAGAUUUGGCUGCUCUUUUCCCUCAUGUACUUGUUGAUGUAAGUAGCGUCAAGGCUUUAUGUUCCCGAUGGUUCCCCAAAGAGAAAAACAGAGCUCCUGCAAAGAAAAACAACCACAGAGCCAUGGAUGAUAUAAGAGAAAGCAUAAAGGAGCUUAAGUACUACAAGGAAACAAUAUUCAAAGCAAACAGAGCAAGAAGAUGAGUGGAGUUAGGUCCUGGGAUAUGCAGUUAGACGAAUCCGGUUUAGUUUUGGGACAUUGUCAAAUUUAUUCUCGUGAUGAUUGUACUCUGAAACCUCAAUUGAACUGUGGUUUCCUGAUAAAACCAAACAAGAAUGUUUCCCUACAAAAAGGAUCAUCCUUGUUUGUUAAUUUGGGAGAGGAAGCAAAAAAAGUUCAUUGAUCUA